GAGAUUGCAUCAUAUUUCGAUUUAAUCAAAAUUUUAAAUGCGUUCGUAAUACAUAAUUGGGUUGAACAUAUUAAAGUUUCAUGAAAUUCUAACGGUGAGAUCUCUAUGUUUGACAAUCAUAUAUUCGUGGAACCCUAAAAAAUACUAUGAAAACGAAUAGGGCGACCGAUCCCUCUAUAUGAACAAACUAUUUAGGAAAAUUAGCUGGAAAACGUAUGCUUAGUUUUGCUAUUGAGCCUAAAACCUGAAGGAAUCAUGGAUCGUUCAAGUAGUCUGAUCACCUCAAGCAGGGACGAGAUGAAUAAUGUACUGGAUCGUUGGGAAACUUGCUCAGCUAAAGAAAAAAGACUAGUCAUAUGUCAAUAUCUCGAUGAUGUGAUGAAAAAUAAGCUUAAUUUGAAAUUGGAUGCCGACCGGGAAAAACACCAAAAAGCUGUCUCUUUAAAUCAACUUAAGGAGCAUGAACUAGUGAUUGGAAUGCUUAAGAUAAUAAAUUCAGUGUGGGACGCGCUAAAGCCUCUUAAAUAUUGUAAAUAUAGACAUUGGAUUCAACAUAAUUUUGAAAGCAGAAAGAAACUUUUAGAAUCUCUCGAAAAAGAGAAGGCAAACAAGAAGUCUUUAAUCCGGUUUUUGAAGCAAUCUGGAGUUAAAUAUAGAACUGCAGAAAAGUCCAAGAAAAAGAGAAUUCGUCGGAGAUUUACUUUAAAAAAGUUUAGUAUGGAAAAGGAUAAAGAUAUAUCUUUGUGGAUCAAGAAGAAGAGACAAGAGUACGCGAUUUUAGCUGAGGGAUUAAAGUGCGCAUCGGAUGGGUUGGGUGAUCCUUGCACUGAUUGUAGGCAACAAGCACGAUUUAUCUUUGACUACUUCAGUAGGUGGGGGAAACCUGCAAAGGUUAAAUUUUAUGCUUAAAUCCGGCUAGGCAGCUGGAAACGCUGAAUCAAUGGUUAAAUUGUGUGUUUUAAAUAUUAUAGAGAUAGUAAGUUGAGUUACUGUGUAUUUUAUAUUUGCCCCAUAAGAUGGUGUAUAUGUCUAGGGAGCUGAAAACGUUUCCUGCGAUUAGAUUGAGAAAUCCGCAUUAAUUAUCAUACUUUUAAUAUUACCAGCAUCUUAGAUAGUUCAACAACAUGGUGUAAACUGAAGUAUGGGACAAUGACAAUUAUUUCGUAUAUUGAUGAAGCUACUACUU
Molecule: messenger RNA, 1186 nt
Organism: Papaver somniferum (opium poppy)
Lineage: Eukaryota; Viridiplantae; Streptophyta; Magnoliopsida; Ranunculales; Papaveraceae
Exons: 5
Coding region: 256-909 (217 amino acids)
Source: RefSeq, a predicted model, not a curated record